CAGUAGAAAGGCAAGUUAACCGCAAGAUAGCUAAUGUUACUGUUAGCUUAGCUAGCUAACAUAAACACAAACACAUAUUUGGGGGUUUAACGUAAUGGAUAAAAAUGACACAACAACAUACAGUGUACAACUGUAUAUAUACGACCUGUCAAGAGGAAUGGCUCGCAAUCUCAGCCCAAUCAUGUUAGGAAAACAACUUGAUGGCAUCUGGCACUCAGCCAUUGUGGUUUAUGGAGACGAGUUCUACUUUGGAGGAGUGGGUAUUUCCAGCUGCUCACCGGGGGGAACAAUGCUUGGUUCCCCAGACACUGUGGUGGAAUUGGGAAACACAGAGGUGACAGAGGAGAUCUUCAUGGACUACCUGUCCUCGCUAGGAGAGAACACCUACAGAGGCGACAAGUAUAGGUUGUUUGAGCACAACUGUAACACCUUCACUAAUGAGGUGGCCCAGUUCUUAACAGGCCGGAAGAUCCCUUCUUACAUCACAGACCUGCCCUCCGAAGUGCUCUCCACACCCUUUGGUCAGAUACUCCGGCCUAUACUGGACUCCAUCCACAUCGCUCCUCCUGGGGGGAACAUCAUCAGCGGUCGCCACAGCUAAACUGCCUGAACUGCACACAGUAGUAUUUAGAUAUGUUCUAAUUUACAUUUUCAAAACGGAGGUGGGUUAUUGACGAAACCGUGGAGGGUGAAUCUCAGUGAGUCUAGUCAAUCACACUGCUUUUGUACUGCGUAUGCUUGGUUUUAGUAUGAUUGUUUUGUAAAUCCCCACCAGCAAUGAUCUCGCCUUUUGUAUGUUUAAAAAAAUGUCGAUCCAGUUUUUGUUUACGGACCUUCCUUAUUGCCUCUAAUGGUAUGAUCCUGAUCUGAGGGAAAGUUGCACAACAUUAACUUUCUCACAAAUCUUCCAAUAUCAUCAAUAUGAUUUAUAAGAAGGUUGGCGUGUAUCUCAAGUCAGGGUUUCAGCAUGACUUCCAAUGAACUACUCCACCUUCCACCAGAUGGUGUGUGCUAUAUACACCUCUAUGCCUUCACCUCUCUCACCUUAGUGUUAAUGAUGCUGAUAGUGUGAUAUGAAGGAUGAAUGCUGAAGUGCACAAAAUCUGCAUUAGUUCUCUGGAUGAAGAAACAGACCAUGCGUAUCUUGUAUGUGUUUGAAGUAAUCUCAGAAAUGUAAUUUAUUAUGAAAAGGUUUGUACAAUUUUGGGGUCAAGUUUGGGAUCAAAUCAUACAUAUUCUUGUAUAAUUUUCCUUGGGCCAGUGGGAGCAAUAACUCUUCACAUAUCUAUACUUAUUAGACUAGGCAUGAAACGUAAAGUCCUCUUAUUAAAUGCACGUAUUCACUGCAAUUCCUAGCACUGGUUAACUAUUGCAUCAUUCAGUAGAACAGUACAGUAAACUAUAUCUUCUGUAAAAGACAGCACGUCUGGUAUCGCAUCAGACAGGUAAUUACAGCAUAGCAUGUCUCAAAUGCCAUGGUGACACUAUCUCUUCAUAAAAAGAAUGACUCCACCAAUAGGUACUUAUAUGUUUUAGUGAAAGAGACAAGGCCCUUCACCUUGGUAUGUUGCUCACGUAACCACCUUCAACAAUAAACCUGACCAAUGAAAUGUAUU
Messenger RNA from Salvelinus namaycush (lake trout), 1616 nucleotides. Its product is annotated as desumoylating isopeptidase 1-like. Gene Ontology annotation, biological process: protein modification by small protein removal. The transcript has 6 exons. Lineage: Eukaryota; Metazoa; Chordata; Actinopteri; Salmoniformes; Salmonidae. Gene Ontology annotation, molecular function: peptidase activity. The coding region runs from base 95 to 601 and encodes 168 amino acids. The record is from RefSeq and is a predicted model, not a curated record.